Molecule: messenger RNA, 7800 nt
Organism: Zymoseptoria tritici IPO323
Lineage: Eukaryota; Fungi; Ascomycota; Dothideomycetes; Mycosphaerellales; Mycosphaerellaceae
Gene: PKS2
Product: polyketide synthase
Exons: 8
Coding region: 1-7800 (2599 amino acids)
Biological process (GO): fatty acid biosynthetic process; secondary metabolite biosynthetic process
Molecular function (GO): fatty acid synthase activity; 3-oxoacyl-[acyl-carrier-protein] synthase activity; oxidoreductase activity
Source: RefSeq, a predicted model, not a curated record
AUGGCAGAUAUUGCUGUCAUUGGCAUGGGUUGCCGAUUCCCUGGCGACGCCAAAUCCCCUACGGAGUUCCAUGAGAUGCUUUUGGCUGGACGCAGCGGCUGGUCUGAGGUUCCCAAGGAUCGCUUCAACGUCGAUGCUUAUUGGCAUCCGAGCCACGAUCGCAAAGGAGCGACGGUCUCCCGUGGUGGACACUUUCUCUCCGAGGACGUUGGAUUGUUCGAUGCUCCAUUCUUCUCUAUGACCCAGGCGGAAGCGAACGCUAUGGAUCCUCAACAUCGGAUGUUACUCGAGGUCACCUAUGAGACCUUAGAAAAUGCUGGCGUUCCCAUGAGCACGAUCGUUGGCUCCGACAUGUCUUGCUAUGUCGGUGGCUUCAGCAGAGAAUACCACAUCGUCUGUUCGACAGACUUGAAUGACACCCUGCCAUACACGACCACCGGAAACGGUCUUACCAUGAUGUCUAACCGCCUGAGCUGGUUUUACGACAUCCGGGGACCGUCCAUGACUCUCGAUACGGCAUGUUCGAGCUCUUUGGUGGCCCUCAGCCUGGCUGUCCAGAAUAUUCGCGACUCGAAAAGCACGACCCGUCAGUCCCUGGUUGCUGGGUCUAACCUGAUCUUAUUACCAGACCAGAUGACCGCGAUGAAUCCACUUAACUUUCUCAGUCCUGACAGCCAGUGUUACUCCUUCGACGAACGCGCGAAUGGCUACGUCAGAGGCGAGGGCGUUGGUGUCGUAUUACUGAAACACAUCGACGAUGCCAGGCGCGACGGAGACUACAUUCGCGGCGUCAUCAGGAACGUCGUUUGCAAUCAAGAUGGUAGAACGCCGGGCAUCACCUUGCCAAGCUCGGACGCGCAGGUGUCGCUGAUACGUCAAGCGUACGAGUCAGCAGGCCUGGGUCUGGACGAGACUGGUUAUUUCGAGGCCCACGGCACAGGAACAGCUGCUGGCGAUCCACUCGAAGUAUCAGCCAUUGCGGCUGCCUUUCAAAGAGAGAAAGAAGGGCGCAAACCUCUCUUGAUCGGGUCCGUGAAGCCAAAUAUUGGACAUCUUGAAGGGGGAGCGGGCAUGGCAGGACUGAUCAAGACCAUCCUGGCCUUGGAGUCCGGCAUCAUUCCAGGAAAUAUUCUGUUUGAGAAUGCCAAUCCUCGGCUCGGACUGGAAUCGCGAAAUUUGAAGGUCGUACAAGGUCCCACAGCCUGGCCGAGGGAUGGUUUGCGGCGAGCAUCCGUGAAUUCCUUCGGUUAUGGUGGAACGAACGCACAUUGUAUUGUUGAUGACGCGGAGCACUAUCUCGCUGCCAGAGGGCUGAGUGGAAACACACAGCGCAGUAUCCACACCGACAGGAUCACAGGCGCACCCACGGCCGGUGUUCCAUCUGCAGAUUCCGGGUUUGUCUCCGAGUCUAGCGACACCGAAAGCGUCCACGAUCUCAAGGUCAAGGCGGACUGCAAGGUGUUCAUCAUGUCAGCACCAGACCAAGCUGCGCUGAGUCGCAUUGUACGAGGUCAUGCGGACUACUUGCAGGCUUGCUUCAAUGGCAACGCUGUUGAGGCCCAGCAGCUCCUGCAAAGGCUGGCUUUCACAUACAGCAAUCGUCGGACGACGUUCCAGUGGCGCCAAGCCGUGAUUGCAAACUCGAUCGAGGCUCUUGUUGCCAAGUUGCAGAGCAAUGUUGUCAAGCCCGAACGCGCCGGGAAGAAUCCAUUGGUGCUUUUCUGUUUCACCGGCCAGGGUGCGCAAUGGUAUGGAAUGGGCCGGGAGCUUCUCCGCUACGAGGUAUUUCGACGAUCGAUCCAAACCGCAGACGAUUGCUUACGCUCAUUGGGCGCCACGUGGAGCGCGUUGCGGAUACUUGAAGCUAAAGAGGUCAUUGAUGCCGACAUCAGCGCACCCGGCCUGGCGCAGCCUCUGUGCACCGUGCUCCAGGUGGCUCUUGUCGACUUGCUGGCGCACUGGAACAUCCUCCCGAGUGCCGUUGUUGGCCAUUCCUCUGGCGAAAUCGCUGCAGCUUACGCGACGGGCACUCUCUCCGCGGUCAGCAGCUGGCAGGUCGCCUUCCAUCGCGGUCGUCUUGCCGAAGAGCUCGCCCGGCAGCAUCCCAACCUAAGUGGCGGCAUGAUGGCCGUGGGACUGUCCCGAACCGAUACGGAGAUGUACAUCCAGAGAUUGAGGCCAUCGGACGCGCAGGUGGUGAGCGUCGCAUGCUGCAAUUCGCCGGAAAGCACCACGGUUUCUGGCGAUGUUGGCCUGCUCGACCAGCUAGAGGCGAAGCUCAAGGACGCAGGCGUCUUCGUGCGCCGGCUGCGCGUCAAGAUGGCAUAUCAUUCCAAGCACAUGCAGCUGCUUGCGGAUGACUAUCGUGAAAGCCUGCGGCAUCUCGCUGUCAGCACGAAAGUCAAUCGCAAUGCGAGCGUUGCCAUGUAUUCCAGCGUCACCGGCGCUCUUGUACGGCCGGAAGAUCUUGGUGCUGAUUAUUGGGUGCAAAACAUGGUCUCGCCCGUGCUGUUCGAUGCCGCUGUGCAGUCCGCCCUUCAACGAGCAGGAUCAGGACGUCGUCGCAUAACACAGGUGGUUGAAAUUGGUCCUGCGGCCGCGCUAGCGGGGCCGCUCCGGCAGAUCCUCGGCACCAACACCGCCAAUGCCACCAUCGCAUACCACUCCAUUCUGCAGCGAAAGGAGAAUGCACAGCUCUCGGCACUUACCACCGCCGGGGCACUCUGGUCGGCGGGUGUGUUCGUCGACAUUGCCAGGGUGAACAGUCGUCCUCAGAUCGUCGCUCCAUGGGCUCCUGUCAUCGAAUUGCCCAGAUAUCCGUGGAAUCACGAGACCAGAUAUUGGCAGGAAAGCACUUUGUCCAAGAGUCUACGUUUCCGUCACUCGCCUCGCACCGACUUGCUGGGAGAGCCGAUCCGAGAAUUCUCAUGGGCAGAGCCGACUUGGAAGAACUAUAUCCAUGUCUCGGAGCAGCCUUGGAUUGCUGACCACGUCGUUCGUGGCAGCGAUGUGUUUCCUGCCGCAGCCAUGAUUUGUGCAGCCAUCGAGGGCGUCAAGCAGUGCGCGGUGCCUGGUAAGAUGAUCAAAAGCUUCGAUCUUCGUGACGUUGCCAUCCGUCGUGCACUGGUCAUUCCUGCGUCCGAUCCGGGACUUGAAGUUUUCACCAAGUUGCGGCCUCAGCGGCGCGGAACUCGAGGCUUUUCUAACUGGUAUGAUUUCAGCUUUGAGUCCCUUGAGAUAUCUCACGGGCCUGAGCGGAGGUACAAGGAGCAUUGCUCGGGUCAGAUCUCGAUUGUCUACGACGAUGACAACCCAGCCAGUGUGUCCGAGUACACGGCUACGCAUGCCGCUGACAAGGCCGUUUUCGAGCAUGCGGAAGGAGUGUGUACGCGUGCUAUGACCGCCGAGGAGCAUUAUGCUGCGACUGCAAGGAUUGGCCUCAUUUAUGGACCGUCUUUCCAAGGUCUCAGAGCUGUCAAAACCGGAGACGGAUACGCUACAUUCGAGAUCGAAGUCAGCGACACCAAGAAGACGAUGCCCGCUCAUUUUGAGUUCCCCUAUGUCCUUCAUCCAAAUUUCCUCGACAGCGCGAUGCAGUCUGCAUACCAAGCACUAACCCACGGCAGACACGAAGGUGAAGGUGAAACCAUCGUUCCAACUGAAUUCAAACUCAUGCGCAUUUCGAACAAUUUGUCGACAGCAAGUGGCGAAGGAUUCUUGGGCUUCGUCAAAUCUGCCUGGAUCAGCCAGAAAAGUUGUGCUGCAACAAUCAAGGUAGCCAGGAAGGACUGGUCGGAGACUUUACUUGAGCUCAGCGACUGCACUUUCACAGGCCUUGGAGAUUCAAAACAGCAAAAUCUUGAAGGAAGAGUCGAGCGAAGACUGGCAGCCAAAAAUGUCUGGAAGCCGGUGGUCAGUCUCGUCGACACGGCAGGAUCUGACAUGCAGAAACUCAUUGCAAGGGAUAUGGAGUCCAGAACUUCAGUUGGAAUGGCCGAGGCAGUCUUCACCCAAGCAGCGUUCAUUUUUCUUAAACGGGCUGUGGAAGCUCUAACUCCAGAGGUGGAAGCGACAUUGACCGGGCACUGGAUACCUUAUACUCAAUGGCUCAAGCACAAAUACGAAGACGGUCGAGCUGGAAGGCUGUUCGGUCAAGCUCGAUCAACAGACAAUUGGUGCGAUAUGACUGCCGCGCAGGAGACAGAGUUUCUCGAAAGCGCAGAACAGAUGCAUCCGCACGAUAUGAAACUGCUCGUUGCAGUGGGUCGCGAGCUCUCAGACCUGUUGACAGGACGUCAGCAGCCGUUGCCCAUAAUGCUCAUUGACGAUACGCUGUCCAACUUCUACGCCGAUGCAAUGUGUUCGAAGUCAGGGUUGAACAUGAUCCGAGAAUUGUUCGACCUGCUCGGCCAUGAGAACCCUGGCAUGAAAGUGUUGGAGAUCGGAGCAGGCACGGCAUCUGUGAGCGUUCCUGUGGUGACGAUUCUUGGACACGAUGACGGCCGGGCACCUCGUUUCGGCUCUUACACAUUCACGGACAUCUCCACUGGCUGGUUCGCCAAAGCUCAAGAGCAUCUGAAGCCAUAUGAGAACUAUGUGAAGUACCAAAGGCUGGACAUUGAAUUGGAUCCGCUCGAGCAAGGCUUCGAGGCCGAGACAUAUGAUGUGAUAGUCGCCAGCAACGUCCUCCACGCUACGAAGCGAAUUGACGUAACGCUGAGCAAUUGCUUCAAGUUGUUAAAACCGGGUGGCAAGCUCGUCAUUGGAGAGUUGACAGCGCGUCUUGAUCACUUUGGCGUCAUAUUUGGUACUCUUCCAGGUUGGUGGCUAUCAGAGGAUGGGCGCACCGGCGGCCCUUUGAUGACACAAGAGGAGUGGAGCGAGGUCCUCCUGAAAGCCAAAUUCUCAGGACUUGACGUUGCCGUGGCUAUCGAAGACGACGAGAACACCAGGAUCUUGUCGACUAUGGUGUCGACCAAGCCAAAGGAUCUUGUUCAGCCAGCCCUCGACAAGGCUUUCAUUGUCAAACCAUACAUACCAUCAGACAUGGCCACUUCGAUCCUCCACGCACUGGAGCAACAAUUCGGGGCCAAGGGUGUCAACACCACAUCUCUUGCACUCGAAGAAGCAGCUCUGAUAGCCCACCGCAACGAACUCUCGGCCAAGAACAUCGCUGUAGUGUCUCUGCUCGAGGUUGAAACGCCAGUGUUCCACAAUCCUUCGCAAGAGCUGUUUGAGAAAGUCCGCACCAUUAUUCUCAAGAGCAAUCUGCUGCUCUGGUGCGCCUGCAACAAUGAUGAGAAUGGUAUCUGUCCACCUGAGGCAUGCGCCAUCUCUGGUCUGAUGAGAGUCGCACGUUCGGAGAAUCCUGCUGUUCGGCCAUUCGAGAUUAGGCUGCAAGCUCGGCCACAGAGCGAACUCCACGUCACAGCUAGCAGAUUGUGGGCGACCAUUUCUGAGCUGUGGGCUGUGGAGGGUAGUAUCACUAAUGAGAACGAGCUGUCGGAGGCCCAUGGAUACAUGACCGUGCCACGAAUCAUGGACGAUGAACCACUGAAUGGGAUCAUGCGGAAUCUCGGUGGAGCUCCAGAGCCAGAACUCCAGCAGAUGAAGCAGAUCGGACGGCCUCUAAAGCUACAGACGACCAAGAACAGCCGUGUAGAGACUCUGUUCUUCUCCGUAGACGACGAUGCGGCGACAAUGCUACCUGCUACCUUCGUUGAAGUCGAGGCCAAGGCGCACGGAAUCAACUACUCCGACGUUGGAGCAGCUUCUGGCAAGGAGCCCAGCCUCAUGCUCGGGACCGAUGCUGCAGGCAUUGUUUCUCGGGUCGGAUCCGCUGUCACUAAACUGGAGGUGGGCGACAGAGUUGCUCUUGUGAUUCCAAAUGCGUUCCGGACUCAUAUCGCAGUCAGUCAGGAUAUCCCGCAAGUGAUUCCGGACUCCAUGAGCUUUGAGGAAGCAGCGGCGACCCCAUUCGUGUUCAUGGCUGCAUACUAUGGAGCCGUAGACUCCGCCCGGUUGAUGCAUGGCGAAAAGAUUUUGAUAUCACAGGCCGCGAGUUCUCUUGGGCAAGCUCUGGUGACCAUAGCGAACCAUCUUGGCGCGGACAUUUAUGCAACCGCCAGCUCCUCGGCCAAACGGAUAGUGCUCGAAAGAGACUUUGGAUUCUCACCCAAUCGCAUACUAGACUCGUCCAGUGCGGUCUUUGCGCAGUCGGUCUGGCGCAUCGCUGGGGGUAAAGGUUUCGAUGUGGUCUUCAACCUGUUCGGAGGGGAAGACAUGGCAUCGCUUUGCGGCUGUGUUUCACCGCUCGGCAGGAUCAUCAACUUCAAUUUAGAAGACACCAAGGCCAACGCACCACUCCGACUCGGGUCUUUGGGCAGAAACGUCUCCUUCAAAUCCAUUGACAUGAAGUACAUCCUGCAAAACGAGCCGCAGCUCGCCUCGACUCUGCUGACGAAAGUCUUUGCAUUGUUCCGCUUGGGUAUGACUCCGGUCUCGAAGCCGUUGGUGUUCAACUACACCGAUCUGACGGCUGCGUUCCUUGCGGCGCAGAGAAGUGACGUCGUUGGCAAAGUCGUUCUGCGGCUGGAUGAGACUUCGCAAGUGUUGACAAUGCCACAUGACCAGCAUCCCUUGAAGCUCACCGCGGAUGCCACCUAUGUCAUUGCAGGCGGAUUAGGAGGCGUGGGUCGCGCUUUGGCAUGCUAUCUUGCAGACUGCGGAGCGCGAAACUUUGCCCUACUGUCUCGUUCCACGAAGGUGGGUGACAAAGCCGCCCAGACCAUUGCUUACCUUGAGAGUCUCGAUGCUCGUGUGAAAGUCAUUGGCUGCGACAUUUCAAAUCGAGAGAAUGUGGAGAGUGCGUUGGAAAGCAUGGCGGACAUGCCCAAAGUUCGCGGUGUUGUACAGGCAGCUAUGGUCCUGCAAGACGGUCUGUACGAGAACCUAACCCACGAACAGUGGAUGUCAGCGACCCGGCCAAAGAUUGCAGGCUCUUGGAAUCUGCACGAAGUCCUGCCCAAAGACGUCGACUUCUUCAUCAUGCUGUCUUCGAUCGCCGGCCUCAUUGGCAGUCCUGGUCAGUCCAAUUACAGCUCUGGCAACACCUAUCAAGACGCACUGUGCCACUACCGACGCAAGAUGGGUCUGAAAGCAACCACGAUGAAUCUGGGCGGUAUCGGAAGUUUCGGUUGGCUCGAAGAGCACAGAGAAGCAUCAUCAAUCGCAGAGGCUCUAGGUGACCUGAUAAUCGAGCCAACGGAGCUACUGACCAUGUUCAAGAGCGCAGUGACGGGCUACACCUCAAAGUCCAACACGUGCCCAACGCAAUUAAUCAUGGGCAUCGGUUCAGGCGGCACCAACGCAGCCCACAUUGCCGACGGCACUCGCGAUCCAUACUUCUGGCUCAACGCACAAAGCCGCUUCCGCUACCUCCGCCAACUGGACCUCCCCACUGCCACCGUCGACAAUUCCAGCACCCCCAGCGCGAACUUCAAAACCCUCUUAGCGGCCGCGACGACCAUCCCCGACGCCGCCGCGAUCGUGCAAGUCGCUCUGACAGCCAAGCUCGCCAAGUCGCUCAUGAUGGCGCCGGAGGACAUCGACAUCUCUCUCCCGACGUCCUCGUACGGCGUCGACUCGCUCGUGGCGGCGGAACUACGCAAUUGGUGUGCGGCGGAAGUCGAAGCGGCCAUGUCUGUUUUCGAGCUGCUGGAUGCUAAGCCUAUUGGUCAGCUCGCGGUCGAUAUUGCGAGGAAGAGUGCUGUGCUUUCGGAGACGGUUAGGCGUGAGUAG